Messenger RNA from Ctenopharyngodon idella (grass carp), 6352 nucleotides. It is a transcript of the gene zbtb18, whose product is annotated as zinc finger and BTB domain containing 18. The transcript has 2 exons. Gene Ontology annotation, molecular function: protein binding; RNA polymerase II cis-regulatory region sequence-specific DNA binding; DNA-binding transcription factor activity, RNA polymerase II-specific. The record is from RefSeq and is a predicted model, not a curated record. Gene Ontology annotation, biological process: regulation of transcription by RNA polymerase II. Gene Ontology annotation, cellular component: nucleus. Lineage: Eukaryota; Metazoa; Chordata; Actinopteri; Cypriniformes; Xenocyprididae. The coding region runs from base 1619 to 3259 and encodes 546 amino acids.
GGGGAAAAGUAACGAUCUUUUUCACGCGACUGUUGGUCUUCACGCGCAGAACGAGUUGCUCGAGCGCGUGGCAUCGGGGCCUGCCGCAAAACUGUAACACUGCAGGUUGAAUGCUUACUUUUUAUUUGUUAGCCACACAAGCUAGCUUUUCCUGAACGUACGGGGUCAGGAUCCAGAGAAAGACCGUCGGCAGUGCUGUGUGUGUUUGUGUAGGAGUAGCCUGCUAUAAUACCAUUUCCUACCUAGGUGGACUCGUAGUUUAUUUUAUUUCAGUGUCUAUUUAUUUUCUAUCGUAGCUUUUAAGUUCAAGAAGGGCUAACUUGGCACAAUUCCGUCUUUCUGGAGAACUUGCCAGGUUUGAAAACAAGUUUACUUUGAAAUAUCAUAGUAUAAAACAGUGUGUAGGCUUAGUUUUUUUUCUUUUACCUUCAUGUUGACCAGUUGCUUUGUAAAACAAAAUAUGUAAUAUUAAUACAUAAGCAAGCCUAAUAGUACGUAUUUUCCAUUAAACGAAAAGCUCCUAUUGGUUGUUUAAAAACCCCUGAGACCAAGUUCGUGACAGAUGCAGCAAACUCUUCAUUCUUGUGCUGUUUUAUGCAUUUGAAAAUUUCCUGGCAUAUCAAUGAGUUAAAAAAACUAACUAUUCUGUUCAUAUUCACAAGUGUGUCAUCCUUCAGAAGAGACCUUCAGAUUAUAGUUGCAUAUCUUUGUUUUGCUCAUUUUAGUGGUAAACAGGAAACUGUUGUUUGUUUCGUACCAAAGAAGUUUCUGAAAAUUAACACAAAUAUAAGUGGGAUACUUAAGAAGAAAGGAAGUAUGUAAGACCUAAUGCGGAAUACAGUGCCUUUUGUUUGAACCGUACUUAUAAAGCCUGUAUGAUUGUUCCCAUUGUUUCUUAUUUCUUUUUUUUUCUUUUUUCUCCUCCUCUGUCAGUUGUCCAAAGGGUUAGUAAAAUGAAUGACGGUAAUGGCGCGGCCAGUGAACCAUAAAGAAGUCGAAAACAAUAUCAGCUGCGUGGAUCUGUCAGUUGCAAAUGUGCUGCGCUGGCCUUUGUUUAUGGUUACUGGAAGGAGAGGGGGGAAAAAACUUGAGGGUAUUUAAAUUCUCAGUGCAGGAAACUAGGUUAGAAAAAAGUGUCGGCUUUCAGACAGACCCAGUUCCAAGUUCUUCUUUGCUGAGAGAUUACAACUAAAGGGGGGAAUUGGCUAGUUUUCUACAGAAUCACCUCACAACACUUCCCUUCCUCCCGUUUUUUAAAGGGGGGAAAGAGAAACAAAGUUGUAUAAAGGAGAGGCUGGUGGCAAGAGUGUAGAGGAGUAGCAUAUGGCACUAAAAGGAGCACAGCUGGAGGUAGCAUUUCCAUCUGAACAUGAUGUCAGAGCAGCUGACAGGCUGCCAUCCCCCAGUCUUUUCUUCUAACGCACAGACUGGGAGUUAGUGUGUGUGCGGAUCUGUGUGCAGGAGGAGGCAUCGCAUUCCCCUCCAACAUCUCCUCCACUUUGCAUCUGUCCCUCACAGUUUGAUUUUCUCUCUCUUUCUCUCGCGUCUCUACCCUUUCAUUGAUUCGGCGAAGGGAGUUACAGCCGGCGCUACCACAACAGUGGACUUAAUCAAGUUGAUGCGUACUGCAGGUUAUGAAGACAGCAUGGAGUUUCCAGACCACAGCAGACAUUUGCUACAGUGUCUGAGCGAGCAGAGACAUCAGGGAUUCCUUUGUGACUCCACUGUGCUGGUCGGUGAUGCCCAGUUCCGAGCCCAUCGUGCAGUGCUGGCUUCAUGCAGCAUGUACUUCCACCUCUUUUACAAGGACCAGCUAGACAAAAGGGACAUUGUUCAUCUGAACAGCGACAUUGUCACGGCCCCGGCCUUCGCUCUCCUGCUUGAGUUCAUGUACGAAGGAAAGCUCCAGUUUAAAUCGCUUCCAGUGGAGGAUGUGCUGGCUGCUGCCAGCUACCUCCACAUGUACGACAUUGUCAAGGUGUGCAAGAAGAAGCUCAAGCAGAAGGCCACGGCUGAGGCCGACAGCACCAAGCGGGAAGAGGAUGCUUCCAGCUGCUCGGACAAAGUGGAGAGCUUCUCGGAAGGUGGAAGCACGGGCCGGCCGGCCACUGCUGACCUGCUGCAGAGCGAUGACGAGGACAUGGAGAACAAACGGGAUAGCCCUCAGGAGCCGGGGAGCAUGUGGAUGCGACUGCCUUCCGAUCGGACCGCGUCUCCCACCACCAGCCCCAGGGAGGCAGAAACGCACGGUCCCGACACUGGCAAAUCCCCUGCCGGCAGCCCCAGCAGCUCCACCGGCUCCCUGUCCCGUCGCUCUGCGGUGUCUCGGAGAGUCUCCGCCGACACCGACUGUGUGCUUGACCUCUCUGUGAAGUCCAGCCUGGGCGGAGGUCCUGGGGAGACCAUGGCUGGCAAUCCUUACUUCUGCAGUUCCGUCACCCCCGACAGCCUUCAGAGUGCCCUGGUUCAAGUAAAGGUUGAGAAGGACACGGGCUCGGACGAUGAUGAGCUGGUGAGCGGCGACUACGAGAUGGAGCACAGUGGUGUGAAGGAGCCACCCAGCACCAACGGGACCCACAUCAGCCUUGUUGCGCAGCGGAGGCUGGGCCUGGAGGCUCACCUCUCAGCCCUGCGGGAGGCCUCACUAGCCAGCGAGCUGGAGCGGGACGACAAAGGAGGCGACGACGACGCGGACGUCCUAGGAGGGGACAGUGAGCGAGCGCAGGAGGCCGCAGGGGUCGAAAGCUCCCUGUUGCCUUACGUCUCCAGCAUGCUGGGGGCCCCACAUACUCAGAUCUUCAUGUGCCCCUUAUGCAACAAGGUCUUCCCCAGCCCCCACAUCCUGCAGAUCCACCUCAGCACGCAUUUCCGUGAGCAGGAAGGCGUACGGGCCAAGCCGGCCGGCGACGUUAACGUCCCCACCUGCUCCAUCUGCGGCAAAACCUUCUCCUGCAUGUACACGUUAAAGCGCCACGAGCGGACGCACUCGGGCGAGAAGCCCUACACAUGCACUACUUGUGGCAAGAGCUUCCAGUACUCACACAACCUGAGCCGGCACGCCGUCGUGCACACACGCGAGAAGCCGCACGCCUGUAAGUGGUGCGAGCGGCGCUUCACGCAGUCAGGGGACCUGUACCGACACAUCCGCAAGUUCCACUGCGAACUGGUCAACUCGCUCUCGGUUAAGAGCGAGGCGCUCAAUCUACCCACUGUCAGAGACUGGGCACUGGAAGAUAGUUCUCAAGAACUGUGGAAAUGAACGCUAAAAUGAUAGCAGACUGUUUGAACUGCUUGUUAAAUUGAUGAGAGAGAUCUGAGUGACAUUUUUUGGGGCAGAGAGGUGAAGGUAAGAGUGGGGCAGAGUGACGGCCGAAGGGUCUGAAUCAGUCAUUUUUCUUGUAUGUACAUUGCAAAUCUUGUUGAAUUGCACUUUACUAGCACAUGAAAAUGUUACUACUGAUUUUCUUUUAAUAUAUUUUCUGGUCUGUUUAGGGUCUCUUUUUUUUUUUCUUUUUUUUUCCUGUUCUCCUUGGGUUUUUAUAAAACAUGGGUGCUGGUCUCAGUAACCAACUUUGACAGAAAAAUUAUUCAUUGGGAUUUUCAACUGUAUAUAAUUUACAGUAUUUGUAUACACUCCUAAAUUUCAAGGAACAUCUGCCAUGAAAAGCAUAUGAAGAUUUCAGGUAAUAGACAGAGGAGUUUAAAACUAAGGACACACUAAACGGGUACAAUGUUCAUAUAUUUACCUGUACACAUUCGCCUCUUGUUUGAGUAUGCGUGUGUGCGUGUGUGUGUGUGUGUGUGUGUGUGUGUAUAUAUAUAAUAUAUAUAUAUAUAUAUAUAUAUAUAUAUAUAUACACAUGUGCACUACUAUAAUUUCCAGAUAACAUACCUGAUGUGUGACUGUGGUUGUGCGUGCAUGUGUAUUCAUGCGCAUAUGCACACGUACACACGUAGUGUGUGAGCAGGUCAGUCCUUUAAAAAUCCCAUGAGGAAGCUCUAAGCUCGCGUUACUUAAGCUCUUGUACAUUUUUGACUCGUUAUAGGAAACUUGACUGAUGGAAGACAAACAAGGCACUCAUGCAAUGUACAGCUUCCUUUUUCAUAUCAGUUGCUGCAUUUCCUCUAUCCUUUCUUAAUAUGAUUUGAAGUCAUUUUUGCAUUUUAGUUGCAGUCUCUCUACAUCACUCGUUUGCUACUGAAGUUGGUUUUUACAUCGGCUGCAUUUCUAGAGAUUUCUGUAGUGUUUUAUUAAGACUUUUCGUUUUUAAAACGGAAUCUGUUGUUGCAUGAUGUCUGACCUGUAUAUUGAAAAAGAUGUGACUUGCUGUAUUGCUGUACACUGUAAUUGACUGAUUCAUUACAGUCAGGGCACCUGUUUGUUGAAAAAAAAAAAGUACCUUUAAUAUUACCGCUGUAGAAAUUGCAUGAAUUUUAUUUAACUUACUCUUUUUUUUGUUGUUGUUUUGCAUCAGAGAGUGUAUUUUUUAAUUAACUCAUUUAAAUCCUUGGUAGAUUUGAGUUUUUUUCCUCUCAUUAGAGAAUGAAUCGGGGGUUCUGGUGAGGUGUUUAUUCUGGGCUGUGAAGAUUGUGGAAAUGCACUGACGUUAGGCUGCAGUAUCUACACGCAAAGCGAUUCGAUUUGGGCUCGCUGUAGGAUUUGGAGGUUAACGAGGGGCCAGGUGUCAGCAGAGGCUGAAUCGCUAUGUUUAUUGUUCAGAAGAAGGCUAGCGGGGCUCCUGCUAGCAUCUCCUCACGCGCUGCUCUUCCCAGUGCUGGGUCCUCAACUGCUGUUUGUCUCAGUGUCCUGUUUACUGGCUGUUGUCAUUUGAAUCAUGUCAGCUCUGUUUGUAAUUUAUUUAUUUAUCUUUUCAAUUGGCACUUGCUUCAGAUUCGAUUGCCAUGAAGACACAUUUGCGUGGCUGAUGGUACAGCUCUUCUUUAUGGGUGUCCUCAGCAGCGCACAUCUAUUUGGAGAAAGCUGAAGGAUCUUUAAACAGCAUAAAGCUCGACACACUCUGAUCUGAGUGGUUUGUGUGUGUGUGUUUGUGUUCAAUACAUAAGUCUUUUUUUUCGUCACUUGAACAUGUUUGGCAAGGUUGGUUGCACCUUUUGAAGCUUAAUGAAAUUAGAAUGUGCAAAAGAGGCCUUUAUGAAAUGUAUACAUCUAAUUAUUAACCUAAUUGAAUUGACUUUGUUACACUGAAAAAAAAAAAAAAGAUCUAUAAAUUUGUGAUUGUUAAAAAAAGUUAAAUUGUUAACUUUUGCAGCAUUUGUGAUUUUAAAAAAUGUUUAUUAUAAAAAGUUUUUUUUUCUUUAAAAUCUUUUAAUUUGCAAAAUUAUGGUUUCUUUUUUUUUUAGAAUGUUAAAAUUCUGAUAUUUUUGUUUGUUGGUUGGUUUGUUUAACAAAAAAAAAAAAAAAAAACACUUUCAUUGUCAAAUCCAGUGAAAUAAAAAGCAAAGAAAAAUGAAAAACAUAUGGCUUAGUGCUGUAGACAUAGAUCAGUCACUCACACAGUGCUGAAAUGCUUGAACUACUUUAGUUAGAGAGGGCCGGGGGCUCCGCACAUGUUUCGAGCAGGACAGGAGUGUGCGGCACACGGGCCUAUGCAGGCCUCAGGAACUGUCCUUCCAUAUAUUUGGUUGGUGCAACAGCUAGUGAAAAGGUUGAGCUUUGCCAACAGCGCACGCUCCUCAUGGCGUUUUGCACGGUGGUACUUUUACCUUUUGCACUCUAAAAUGUGACAGAAAAAAUAUCAACUGUGGGGUUGAUUUGUUUUCUAUGCUUUCUUUUUCUUUACAUUUUUUGUUGGCUUCUAUUGUACUUGACCGCCUUAAACUACUGUUAUCAGCUUAUUAUACUCAGAGGGUGAAAACUGGAAACUGUCGCUGGAAUACUGGAUGUCUUUCUUUGACUUUUGUUCAAUGGAAAUGAAGCUGUGAAAUGGCCUAUGAAGCAUAUCCAUAAAUUGGACACCCCUUUAGUUUACUUGAAACCCGGGAACCCCAGUGUGAAGAACAACUCUGUCAAAUUCAAACAUGGUGGCUAAUGAGUGUGGGAAAGAAAAAUAAAUAUGUUGAAUUCAAAGACAAUCGCUGUCUGGAUUUAAAAAAAAAAAAAAAAAAAAAAAAAAAGAUUCGACUUCACAUGUAAUUGCUUCCCUUCUGAGAUUUUUUGCUAUGUUGACAUUGUUCUUUUUAUGGAUUUAGACAUUUAGCUUUGACAAUCAUAGUAUGUUUCAUUUUCUCAAGGGAAGUAAAUUAUGAGGCUGUUUAGUUUUGUACUUUUGGUGUGCUGUUGGUGAAAUUUUUAAAUUGUGUGCAAACUGCAAUAAAUUAUAAGAACCUUAAA